Molecule: messenger RNA, 1850 nt
Organism: Pistacia vera
Lineage: Eukaryota; Viridiplantae; Streptophyta; Magnoliopsida; Sapindales; Anacardiaceae
Product: lysine histidine transporter 1-like
Exons: 8
Coding region: 95-1444 (449 amino acids)
Cellular component (GO): plasma membrane
Source: RefSeq, a predicted model, not a curated record
UUGCAUUGUUUCAUCUUCUUCCUUAUCUUUUUUUUUCUCUCUCUCUUCAAUAUCGUGAUAUAAUACACAUACUGCACCGAUAAUACAAGCUAUAAUGGGUACUCAAGGGCCGGGUGAUUACAAUUACAACCAAGCCAGCAUUGAUGAUGAAAAAUUAGCCCGGCAGAAGGCUAUUGAUGACUGGCUUCCUAUUACUUCUUCAAGAAAUGCAAAAUGGUGGUAUUCAGCUUUCCACAAUGUCACUGCCAUGGUUGGAGCUGGUGUUCUCAGUCUCCCUUAUGCCAUGUCAGAGCUUGGAUGGGGUCCUGGGGUUGCAGUAUUAUUUUUGUCAUGGAUCAUCACUCUGUAUACUCUAUGGCAAAUGGUUGAGAUGCACGAGAUGGUUCCUGGAAAACGAUUCGACAGAUACCAUGAACUGGGACAGUAUGCCUUUGGGGAGAAGCUUGGCCUUUAUAUUGUGGUGCCACAACAACUUGUUGUUGAAAUUAGUGUUGGCAUUAUUUACAUGGUUACCGGAGGCCAAUCCCUGAAGAAGUUCCAUGAUACCGUGUGCAGCUCCUGCAAAGACAUCAAACUCACUUACUUCAUCAUGAUAUUUGCCUCUGUUCACUUUGUUCUCUGCCAUCUUCCCAACUUCAACUCCAUUUCUGGCGUCUCAUUGGCCGCUGCUGUCAUGUCCUUGAGUUACUCUACUAUUGCUUGGGGUGCUUCAGUCCAUAAGGGUGUGCAACCAGAUGUUGACUAUGGGUUCAAAGCUAAGUCAACAAGUGGACAAGUGUUUAACUUCUUUAGUGCCUUGGGGGAUGUGGCUUUUGCUUAUGCAGGCCACAAUGUGGUGCUUGAGAUUCAAGCAACAAUUCCUUCUACACCUGAGAAACCAUCAAAGGGUCCUAUGUGGAAAGGAGUUGUCGUCGCUUACAUAGUUAUUGCCUUGUGCUACUUCCCUGUUGCUCUAAUUGGUUAUUGGAUGUUUGGCAAUUCUGUUGAAGAUAACAUCCUAAUUUCCUUGGAAAAACCUGCCUGGCUUAUAGCAAUGGCUAACAUGUUCGUUGUUGUUCAUGUUAUUGGAAGCUACCAGAUCUAUGCAAUGCCAGUGUUUGACAUGUUAGAAACAUUUUUGGUGAAGCAAUUGAAUUUCAAACCCAGCACCCCUCUUCGUUUUAUUGUCCGCAAUAUAUACGUUGCAUUCACAAUGUUCGUCGGCAUCACGUUCCCUUUCUUUGGAGGUCUACUUGGAUUUUUUGGAGGAUUUGCUUUUGCCCCAACAACAUACUAUUUGCCCUGCAUCAUGUGGCUUGCCAUCUACAAACCAAAGAGAUACAGCUUAUCUUGGUGGACUAACUGGAUUUGCAUUGUAUUGGGUUUAUGUUUGAUGAUCGUGUCACCUAUUGGAGGAUUGAGGUCAAUCAUAGUUUCGGCAAAGAAUUACCAGUUCUACUCUUGAGUCAGUCACAUCCUCAAAAGUGGUGAUUGUUGGAAUGCAUAUUUACAGAAGACUAAUUGUUGAAUCAAGGUUCUACUAGUACAUAUUAUUCGGGCCUAGUAGAUUGUCUUCAGAUUUUUGGCUUGCUGUAGGUGUAAUGCCAGCAAAAACUAAUACCGUUGCCACAGGUCUAAGCUAAAGCGAAGUAGUUCGGCUUACCGCUGUUUCUACUUUUAUUUUAUUUUUGAAAGACUACGAGGAAAUAUUAGGCUAGUAGUUUCAUAUACAUAUAUUUAUACCUAUUUGUUUAUGUUUGUUCUGGUCAAAGACGGUGAAUUACUUCUAUUCCUACGUAUGAAUACAUGUCAGUGUGCCGAUUAUAUAUUCUUGUCCUUAAAUAUGUGAUCAACUGUAGUUCUUCCUUGCU